CGAGUUUACUGGAUACCAGUCAUUCCAAAAUGGCGGACAUAGAAGAUGAAAUUAAAACGUUGAAACGACCUUUAGUGGAAAAUUACAGCGAUGGAGAAGAAGAGGAAGAAAAAAGAAGAAAGAUAGAGGAAAGAAAUUACCAAAGUAGGCAUUGCCCUUAUCUAGAUACAAUAGAUAGGCAUGUUCUUGAUUUUGAUUUUGAGAAACUGUGUUCGAUAUCGCUGUCACAUGUCAAUGUAUAUGCUUGUCUAGUUUGYGGCAAGUACUUUCAAGGCCGUGGCCGUCACUCUCAUGCUUACACACACAGUGUGUCUGUAGACCAUCAUGUUUUUCUAAAUCUACAUACCCUAAAGUUUUAUUGCUUGCCUGAUAACUAUGAAGUUAUUGAUUCUUCACUGGAGGAUAUUAAGUAUGUCUUGAAUCCWACAUUUACUAAAGAAGACAUCAAACUUAUGGAUUCAUCAGCCAAGAUGUCUAGAGCAUUUGAUGGCACAACCUAUUUACCUGAACUUUCUUGGGUUGACACGGCUGUUGUUCUCUGCAGCAAGAAAAGAUUUCAGUUUACUGAACAGGGCGACCCUGUGGAUUUUCUGUCAUGGUUUCUCAAUGCUCUGCACACAACACUAGGAGGAUCUGUUAAGAAGGCAAACACUAUUAUUUUCAAGUCAUUCCAAGGAAGAAUGAAGAUUAAAACAAGAAAAGUUCCUCAAACAGAGAAUGAAGAAGAGAAAACUAAACAAAUGAAUGAAGAAGAAUAUCAAGAGAAAGUUUCAGAGUCUCCUUACCUUUUGCUUAACAUGGAUAUCCCAGCAUCACCUCUUUUUAAAGAUGAACUGCAGCAAAACAUUAUCCCUCAGCAAAAUCAUAGCAAGGAAUUAUUUAUUAAGAAAUUUGAACUGACAAAGCUACCACGCUAUUUGAUCAUGAGUUUUAAGAGAUUUGCAAAGAACACCUUCUUUACAGAGAAAAACCCAACUGUUGUCAACUUUCCUGUUAAGGGUAUUGAUAUGGCGGAGUACCUUUCAAGUGAUCCUAAAGUUCAAGAUGCACACCCUCGUACAACCUAUGACCUGAUAGCAAACAUCUGCCAUGAAGGAGAUCCAGAGGGUGGUACAUACAGGCUGUUUGUGCUACAUAAGGGUGCUAACAAGUGGUAUGAACUACAAGAUUUACAUGUCAAGGAAAUCUUGCCACAAGUCAUCACACUCUCAGAUUCAUACUGUCAGGUAAGGUAUAUUAUUUUUGACUACGACCUUUGAUAUCAGAAUGCAGGG
Messenger RNA from Exaiptasia diaphana, 1274 nucleotides. RefSeq names its product U4/U6.U5 tri-snRNP-associated protein 2. Gene Ontology annotation, biological process: protein deubiquitination. The transcript has 17 exons. Gene Ontology annotation, molecular function: cysteine-type deubiquitinase activity; zinc ion binding. NCBI's taxonomy places the organism in Eukaryota, Metazoa, Cnidaria, Anthozoa, Actiniaria, Aiptasiidae. The record is from RefSeq and is a predicted model, not a curated record. Bases 30 to 1259 code for a protein of 409 amino acids.